Messenger RNA from Aspergillus terreus NIH2624, 633 nucleotides. It is a transcript of the gene ura6, whose product is annotated as uridylate kinase ura6. Gene Ontology annotation, molecular function: UMP kinase activity; ATP binding. The transcript has a single exon. The coding region runs from base 1 to 633 and encodes 210 amino acids. Lineage: Eukaryota; Fungi; Ascomycota; Eurotiomycetes; Eurotiales; Aspergillaceae. Gene Ontology annotation, cellular component: cytoplasm; nucleus. Gene Ontology annotation, biological process: 'de novo' pyrimidine nucleobase biosynthetic process; UDP biosynthetic process; CDP biosynthetic process. The record is from RefSeq and is a predicted model, not a curated record.
AUGACGAACCCGCGCUUCUCCCCCGAACAAGUGACCGUGGUCUUCCUCCUGGGCGGCCCCGGCAGCGGCAAGGGCACGCAGUCGACCAAUCUAGUCCGCGACUACGGCUUCGUGCACCUGUCGGCGGGCGACCUCCUGCGCGCCGAGCAGGUCCGCGAGGGCAGCCAGUACGGCGACCUGAUCCGCACGUACAUCCGCGAGGGCAAGAUCGUGCCGAUGGAGAUCACCGUGGCGCUGCUGUCCAACGCCAUGGCCGAUGCCCUCAAGCAAACCGAGGGACAGGGCAAGGGCAAGGCCCGCUUCCUCAUCGACGGCUUCCCGCGCAAACUCGACCAGGCCGUCUUCUUCGAGGACACCGUCUGCCCGUCCGAGUUGACCCUCUUCCUCGACUGUCCCGAGGAGGUCAUGGAGCAGCGGCUGCUGAAGCGCGGAGAGACCUCCGGCCGCGACGAUGAUAAUGCCGAGUCGAUCCGGAAGCGGUUCCGCACGUUUGUCGAGACCAGCAUGCCGGUUGUCGAGGCGUUCGCGGCCCAGGAUAAGGUUGUGUCUGUGUCGGCGACGGGGUCCGUGGACGAGGUGUAUGCGCGCAUUCGGGAGGGAUUCCAGGCGCGGGGCGUGCAGCCGUCUGCGUGA